Fusarium pseudograminearum CS3096 is the source of this 1335-nucleotide messenger RNA. RefSeq lists its product as uncharacterized. The transcript is spliced from 2 exons. Lineage: Eukaryota; Fungi; Ascomycota; Sordariomycetes; Hypocreales; Nectriaceae. Bases 1 to 1335 code for a protein of 444 amino acids. The record is from RefSeq and is a predicted model, not a curated record. Gene Ontology annotation, molecular function: hydrolase activity.
AUGGCAGAAUUCGGGUUGCAACAAGAAAUGAAGCCUAGAGUGAAGCCUCGUCUUGUCAUUCAUGGAGGAGCGGGCAACAUUCAUCCCGACACUUAUCCUCCGGAGAAGUUCCAAGCUUAUCGCAAAGCCCUCGUUGAAAUUGUUGCAAGAACUGACCAGUACAUGAGAAGACAAGAUGAAGGCGUUUCAGAAAAGUCACCCAGGAAGUUCCCUUCAGCCUUGGAAACAGCAACCUACGCUGUCCGUCUCCUUGAGAACAGUCCAUUGUUUAAUAGCGGCCAUGGAGCUGUCUUUACGCGCGACGGGUUCAAUGAGCUGGAAGCUUCGGUGAUGGUAUCUCGUGGCCACAAGAAGCAAGGUGUAGGCGUUAUGGGCCUUCGCCAUGUAAAGAACCCUAUCCUUCUGGCCCGCGCGAUGCUUGAGCAUGGGGAAGACGAUCUCGAACCACGACCUCAGGACGUCAGUUCCGGCAGAUUGAACAUCCCGUCUGCACAAGGUCAUGUACAGCUUCAUGGCGAGGCAGCAGAACAGCUGGCGGGACAAUAUGGGUUGGAGUUAGUCGACCAGAGUUAUUUUUACACUCAACAUCGCUGGGAUGAGCAUAUCCGAGGACUGGAGAGAGAGCAGAGUGGCCAGGGCCAAGCAACGUGGAGCGUAGAUGAGUAUGUCUCACAGGGUACUUGCGGGGCUGUUGCCCUUGACCAGGAUGGUGUCAUCUGCGCCGCGACGAGUACAGGAGGCCUUACAAACAAGCUGACCGGGCGUAUUGGUGAUACGCCUACCAUUGGGGCGGGUUUCUGGGCUGAGGAAUGGACUGAAGAUGGUGAUCCGACAGGGCCAUCGACGUGGGACCGCUUAAAAUGUAGUAUGAGCCAGUCAGGCCCAUGCCUAGUACUCAGCAAUGCUUUCAGAGGAGCGAUGGCAGAUUUCCUGCCUACUCCCGCCAUGUACACUCCUUUCGGUGCAGGCACAUACACAACAAGGUCAUUUGGUGGGUCUGGUACUGGCAACGGCGACUCGUUCCUGAGAACAAAUGCUCUGCGAACAGUUGCAGCUAUCGCAAGAUGGAAGCCAGAAUCGGGAGCAAAGGCUGUAUCCCGUGUUGCAGGUCAAGGGGGGGAGUUACAGAGGAACGCAGGGGACAGAUGGCAGCGGACGGGUGAGGGCCAAGGUGGCAUCAUCGGUAUCGAAAGCGUUGUGGUUCGCGAUGCCAGUGGUCGCGUAGUCGAGACUCGAUCUGAUAUUCUGAUGGACUUUAACUGUGGCGGUAUGUUUCGUGCGUGGAUUGAUGGCAAGGGAAAGCCUCAGGUGAGUAUAUUUAGCAAUGAGCCAUAG